Messenger RNA from Mollisia scopiformis, 2065 nucleotides. RefSeq names its product nucleotide-diphospho-sugar transferase. The transcript has 4 exons. The record is from RefSeq and is a predicted model, not a curated record. The coding region runs from base 1 to 1635 and encodes 544 amino acids. NCBI's taxonomy places the organism in Eukaryota, Fungi, Ascomycota, Leotiomycetes, Helotiales, Mollisiaceae.
AUGCAACAGAUUAACACUAUUUUUGGUCAAUGGCGACCUAGACUACGGCUCGUCGGUGAGAAUGUUCCCACUGUCGACGUGAUCAUCACAUGUUGCAAUGAAGACAUCGACAUCGUUUUGGAUACAGUCAGAGCAGCGCUUCGACUGGAUUAUCCUCAGAAUCGAUACCGAGUCAUUGUUGCAGACGACGGAUCAUCUGCAGAACUGUCGGCCGUAAUCUUUGGAAUGGCAGAGCGCUUUCAAAAUUUGUAUUACACUGCGCGCGUGAAACGAGGGCCAGAUGGCUAUAAAGCAGGAAACUUAAAUCAUACAUUGAAGUUUUUGAGUAAACUUCCUCAAGGUUCAGCAGAACUUGUUGCUGGCCUUGAUGCAGACAUGAUUCCAGAGACAAGAUGGCUCAGAGCAAUGACACCUCAUCUUGUGGAGAAUCCAAGGCUAGCAGUUGUCUGCCCACCUCAGCACUAUUACAAUGUGCCGCUCAACGAUCCAUUAUGGCAAGCACAAAAACAUUCUUACAGAUGCAAAGCAUUCACGAGAGAUAUGGCGGACUCCGCGUGGUGUACAGGGUCAGGGUGGGUAAUUAGGCGUGAGGCUUUGAUUGAGAUUGGCGGUUUUCCUCUUGCUUCUCUGACCGAAGACCUGCUUACUUCGACUUUACUCCUCGCAGCAGGGUGGAAGUCGGGCUAUGUAGCCGAGGCUCUGCAGUAUGGCCAGGUCCCGGAGAGCUACCAUGCACAUGUGAAGCAAUUCACACGAUGGACAGUUGGGCUUGCUCAAAUUGGUGCCUACAUGCGGUUCACCAUACCCAGAUACCGAAUCGGAAAACUAACAUUGAAGCAAAGACUUGCGUGCAUGGAGGAUCAGAUUAUACCGUUUUUCUCGAUCAUCAAUACGAUGAACAUGAUGCUGAUGCCCAUUUUCCUGUUCACUGACCUCCAAUUCGUAUACUACCGAGAUUUGGAGCAGAUGAAAGUAUUGCUGCGAUUGAAAUGUUUAGGCAUAAUUUUCACUUGGAUAAAUCUUUUCCAUACGUCGCUCUUCUCUGGGUUUCAAGCCUGUGUUAGGGAAGGUUCGAAUGAGCUGUGGAUGGCACCAUAUUAUGCAUUAGCAAUAACCAGAUCAAUCUUUCUACCUGCCUGGCUGGGUGGUAAAGUGACUGGCUUCACCCCCACUGGCACAAUAUCGAACAGUCUCAAUGAGCGUCAGCGGAGUCUUCGCUCACCAAUGAUCUACCGGCUGAAGAACAUCAUGAUUAACUGCGGGGCAAUCUUUCACCUUGGGCUCUUGGUUCUCUGCAGUUUUGCCAUCACGAACAGAGUUCGAAACUCGUUGCAAUAUUACAGUGGUGACUGGCAAAGUUUGUGGAUCAGCCUUCUCACUACAGUAGCUUGGCCUCCUAUGCAAUGGUUUCAGCAGAUCAGCGCUUGUCUGACACCACUACAAUAUGCUAUUUUCCCUCCCGACGUCCCUGACCGGGAAUCUCUGCUAGAUCGCGACGGCAUCACAGGGGUUGCGUACCCGACUUCGAAAGCCAAGCAGGAACAAUCGCCGGUCUGGGAAGCGAGAUAUGUCCAGCUUCAUUGCUUAUCUUUGCCAUAUGUUGUUUGUGUUCUCAUCAGUACUUGGUGGAUUUGAUUCGAGGCUUCGCUCGAGCUCAAUAGGACAGGAAGAAGCCUGCAUGAAAAGUUGAUAGAACACUGGUGGAACGUCAAUAGAUACAUGCAGCAUUUUACACAUUGCAUCACGCCUCGCUCGUUAUUUCAAGAUUGUCAAUAUGCCCAGCAGUCUCAAGAUCUGCUGGCUCAGAGAAAUCUCUGGAUUCCUGGGGCAUGGGGCAACUUUCCGUUGUGCGUGGAGAGUGGAACUCGACUCAGCAAAUCAUGAGCUCGCAGCAGGAAGUUUACAUUGCGGGUGUGAAAUCACAAGUCAUACAAAAAGACAUCGAGGUAUGGAUGAGCUCAAUAGACGAACAAACAUGCUCACUCGAACUUUGGAUGUUGAAAAGCCAAGCUGAUGAACAAGUGGUGGCAGUGGCAUGUAAGCACAAACUUUAAAUUGACAAAUG